Molecule: messenger RNA, 3744 nt
Organism: Colletes gigas
Lineage: Eukaryota; Metazoa; Arthropoda; Insecta; Hymenoptera; Colletidae
Exons: 16
Coding region: 666-3398 (910 amino acids)
Biological process (GO): negative regulation of cell population proliferation
Source: RefSeq, a predicted model, not a curated record
GUUCGAGAGGGAUAUCGAUAAACGUGCCCGUCAUUGCGUAAGAUUAAGCACAAGUGUUCCCGACGAAAUUGGGCAAUGCACGAUCUGCGUGAGCAAUAUUAGGUAACGCAUGCUAGAAACGAUUCUAUUUUUUUCGUGGCCCAGCCAGAAAUUAAUUUAAAAUAAUAUUGAAACAAAAUUGUCCCGUAUUAAGCGAGAUAAGCAUGCAUUGUCGAUGGGAAAAACGAAAGGUUCAAGCUAACGAAGAUGAAACGAACGAGUCCAAUGAUUUCCCUUUGAAUCAGCUUCGUAUCGACCCGGAUCACGGGAUACUGUCCCCAACUUCUGUGCAUUAUUUCAACGUGACCGCCGAAUGCAAAGAUCUGCAGCCAAAUUAUUACUCGUCCGUUCUACAGUAAGAUAAACAACGAUGACGCCAAUGAAAGGGUACCUUUUAAGUCGGUACCAUUUUCAGACUGUACGUGGAAGAUAUACCACUUGCAGCCAUUCCGAAGAAACUAGAAUUGCAUAUCAAGGAAUGCACCACGAGACGACGUAAAUGUUUGAUCGUAAAUAAUCUUGAUUUAUUGAUCGACCAAUAAACCAACUUUCUAUCGGAACGCUAUAACGCUUGUUAUCAGUCCGUAGACAUUUGGGUGGCCGACGUCGAAGUUUGGAUCGAACAUAUGAAGGACGACGAGAAGGAAACAUUCGAAGAACUGUUCGAAAGUUUAACCGAGACUGCAUCGGAUCACGAGUACUCGUCCGACGACGAUCGAACAAAGACAUCGGAUUCUACGGACGAUAGCGAAGAGUACAAGUCCAUGCGUCGAUUGGUAACGGACGAAUUGUUUUCUUAUUACGAUAUAAUGAACCUGAAACGAUUCGAGUCCCUUCUAUGGGAGCAUAUAAUAAGCAUGGGCAUCAUCAGACCCACGAGAAUCCUGCAUAUCGGUGUCCAAGAAACCUACGUUUUGAUCGUGAAGAACAUCUCUGAGAAUUCUUUAAUUUACGCAUGGGGGGAUGCAAAUGGAUCCGAUGCGGAGAAGAUGGAACUCUGUGUGUGUCCAAAGAAAGGGGAAGUACCGGCUAAGGGCACAGAAAAGAUCAAGAUCACGCUCACGCCAAUGAAGGAGGGUGUCGUACAGUUCUUGCACGUGCCGUGUUUCGUUGGAAAUUCCCAUAAAAUAAUAAUGCUGGGAGUCGAGUGCUUCAUCCGGUCGCUCUACGUCACAUUUUAUCUUCCGCUGAACAACCAAGAGCCUGUGGAACUGAAAAAUAAUUUUACUCGCGUUGAAUGGCACACGGACAGUCUGAAAGUUGCUUUCGACAUGGCGGAACGCUCAAAGAAAGGCAUGAGGCUAUUGAACAAAUACAGAAUGCGAGAGGAACGAGAAUUAACGAACACGAAUCUGGAUCAAGGGGACGUUCAUAAAGAAGUUUCCGCGGGUCCCUCGGUGUCUGACGUAAGCGUCGAGAAUCAAGAGCGAUCGUCUUCGAGCACCCGUACUUCAGAAAUCAUUCGAAUGAGCCGCCUGGCAACGGAAAAUAGAAAACAUUCGAAGGUAUACGUUCCUUCGUCCAAACACAUCGUACCUUUCCUCGAAACGAUUCUUCCACCGCCUACGCAGCCCAAUGUAAUCGAAUUUCUAGGCCUGCCAUUAAGAACAGUGGAAAAGAAAACCUUUGUUAUAAAAAACGAGACUCCGAUUCCGUGCAACUUCCGGCUACGCGUGAAGAACUUCUAUCCUGUCGAUUGUUCGUGCGAACGAAAGUCGCGAGAAGAUCGUAUCAAGUUCAUAUACAAGCAAGUCUAUGGUCGAAAUAAGGAUUUAAUCGAAGAGACGCUGUGUCGUCUGAAACAACCUCGAUCGGGUGUGGUAAUUUACGUAGAUCCUUCGAACUCCGACAUUGGACAAUUCGAGGCCGUACCGGUGGACAUUUACGUAUUCGCCGAUACUUGGGGCACUUACAUCGACGAAUUAGACAUUGAUAUUGCAGGAUUACCACGAUACACGUUAGCAAUAUGCGUUCAAGUCGCUGAACUGCCUAUAUCGUUAUCGAUCUGCGAGAGGACUUCAGCGAACACAUGCGUUAUCAAAUUUGGAACGGUAGCAACAGGUAUUCGUCUGCAGCCCAGGAAGAUAUCGGUGAAGAAUACCAGCGUUGUACCUAUAGCUGUGGAUUGGCAUUCGUUCUUGGUCGUGCCAAAAACGGAAACAAUGCCCUUUAACGUCCUAUUCGACCUCUGCGCUCCGUUCACCGACAAAAUGGCGGGACAAUUGAUAGCCAGCGAAUGGAAAAGCAAAAGCGAAACGUGCAUGGAGGAACACGCGACGAACUCUGUAAAAUCGGAAAUAAAAAGCGGAUCUGAUUCGUUUGGAAGUAACGACAGCACCACGGAAGUGUCGAGCGCGUCGCCAAGUGCUUCUCACGAGGCAACGACGUGUAGUUGCACAAUAUCCUCGAAGUUGAGUACAUCUUGGACGUGGAAUGAUCGCGAUUUGAAUAGUCUUGAGUCUUCGAAAAGUCACGAAUAUGUAAAGGAUGAUAUCGAAUUUAAAAUUUCGAUACUUCCUUACUACGGCGCGGUUGGCACAAAAGUUUGCUUAGUCACUCCCAGAGAAAUAUUUAUUUCGCCAAAAGACAAUGCUUCUGUGACCAUUACCGUGCAGCCUCAUCAAUGCGAUUUCCUUAACGCGGGCACGAAUUUUACAGGAGAAUUGUUUUGCAAAAUUUUGGGAUUUCCACGGAUUGCUCCAAGCGAUAAGUACCGAGAUAAUUGCUAUGCUAGACUAGAUGGGACCUAUUUAACUCCCAUAGAAAUCGAUGUUACUGCGAACAUCGUUAAACCACAAUUAAUUUUUGAUAUACCUACAUACGAUAGGACAUUCGCAUGCUGUACUAACGACGUGAUGCAGUCUAGAUGGAAAGCAUUAAUAUUGAAGAAAACAUUUUUCUUUUAUAAUAAUGGUAGUAACUUGGUCAGUGUUUCGUUUGCAACAUACAACCCAUUUCAUAUAGCGUCUGUUUCAAUUUAUGCAGAAGCAAAUAUAUGCAGCCCUAUAAAAGACAUAUGUAUAAAUGGCCAUGGAUGUGCAGAGGUAGUAAUAUCAUGCAUCGUCGAGGAAGAAUUAAUUGAAACCUUACUGCACACAAAUAAAAUUCAAGACUUGCAUGGUGCAGCACUUAUAGUGAAAGAGCCAUUGACCAUUAUACAUUCUGAUAACAGCACUCAGGAGGUAGAGUUAAUUCUACACAUUUGGUUACCAUCGUUAAAACUAUCCGUAUAUACAUUAGAGUUUGGUCCUGUAUAUGUAGGCAACACUAAGAAGUUAAUAUUGGUUGUUGAAAAUUUAUCAAGUAUGGUUAUGUAUGAUGAUUUGUUUAGCAAUCGGAUAAGCUACUUUUUGCAAUAAUGUGCUACUACGAUUAAAUUUUAAACAGUAUGCAGCUACAAAUUCAACAUUAUAAAAAAAUCGAAAAACAAAGAGUUCAUGGUUGAUCAAACAGAAGGAACAUUAACAAGUCAUUGUACCGGAGGAAGUUGCAUUGCAAUUACAGUUUCUUUCCAACCGAAGUACACGUAUUAAGAAUAAAUGUACUAUUAUCGAUUACAUUGAUAAUCAUGCAUAAUCUUUUUAUAUACAGAAAGGCUGGACAGUCUGUUGAAACAUUACAAAUAAUAAUUGACAAUCCACAUACUAUGGAAGAAUGUGAACUUUGUGGAGAAGGAUCCUUAGAUGAAAAGUACUAUAUUCCAGG